This is a messenger RNA of Lactuca virosa, 348 nucleotides long. The record is from the annotation of a GenBank genome assembly. Lineage: Eukaryota; Viridiplantae; Streptophyta; Magnoliopsida; Asterales; Asteraceae.
AUGAAGGUGAUGAAGGGCAUCAGGAACGAGAGAAUGAAAAUGGCGCAUACGCAUGGAUUGCCAACAUUAUUUACACUUUCACCCACUAAUCCUUCCAAUAUACACCUCAAUUCUCACUCAAAUUCUGUACGAGUGCGUACUUCAAAAAUUAGGGCAGAUGUCUCACUCGAAGUCGAAGAACACCCUUUUCCUUUUCCCCCAAACGCCAUGCGAAGGAAGCUUGAUUCCAGGUGGUUGGGUGGAUUCAGUUUAGGAAUUGAUCUUGGGUUGUCUCGUUUCCAGACGUUUCUCCUCGAUUGUACUUCAAGUCGAUACGAUUUCCUUCAUUGCUCCAUUCUUAGACCCUAA